UCUCCACCCAGGAAUAUACCGGCUAGGCCUAUAUAAUGGGUCCCCAAUCAGGGCCUAGAAGACAUUUGCUAUCCCCACCCCCCACCCCGCAUUGGCUCCGUGAUAUUCAGAGACUGGGGAAGACUUGACUAUGGACGGGGCGCGAAUGCAGGAAUGGACGGGAGAGCAUUACGAGUACAGGUGGGAGCGGCUGGCGGGCGACUUGCGGAGGCUCCGGUGCCUGGCGCUUUUUUGCCUCCUGCUUCUUGUGCUCUUGGCUAUGCCCGUGAUUUACCUGCUGGGCAGCAGCCUCAGGUGCAAGCAAGACGAGGUGUCACCUGAAACACUUCCUAUAUUCCAAAAACAAGAGGCCUCUCCUACAAAUUGUUCGGAAACCAAGCCAAAGAUCCACCUUUCAGCUAUCAAGCAAAAUUCAUCCUGCGUCAAGAAUGUGCUUCCAAUCUUAGAGUGGACAGUUCGCAUAAAUGAACAGCUCAGUCCAAUGAAGUAUUUCGAUGGUUUCUUGGUGAUCCCCAAAAAAGGAUAUUACUAUGUCUACACUCAGGUCACUUUCCGAUGUCCUGAUGGUACAUGUGAAACCAUAGAGUACUGUGGGAAGAAAGGAGUGGAUGUAAGAAACGUAAUGCAGGUGGUUUCAUUGAAGAGCCCAAGCUAUCCUGUACCUCAACCAAUCAUGAAAGGCGAGAGUACCAUUGACAAGAGUGGAAAAUGGAGGAAAACCAUUUAUGUCGGAGGUAUUUUCCAGCUUUGGGAAGAUGACACACUCAUGGUCAAUGUCAGCAACCCUGCACUGGUGGGAUUUGGUGGUGAAGCAGACAUAACCUACUUUGGUGCUUUCUUAAUCUAACUGCUCAUUUGAAACCAUGGAUUCUCCCACUCACAGACCAGAAUUUCCACAAUGCAGUGUAAUAAAAGGAUGCUUCCAAAAAAUUGAUGGAAUCCUGUGAUUUUGGCAAAUAUUUUCCCCGAAGAAUUAACUGUGAAAGAUUACUAAUCUGUGGCACCCCCUCUGCUCAGACUAAAAUUGUGGGGUUGUCCCAGUGGAGAGGGGGUGAUCCCUUGAAUCAGCUCAGAUCUGUGGUGUGGAUAUAUCUCUAGUUACUUAAACGACUUGGGGCACAAGACCCAAAAAGAAAUGUGCGUAAAUGUAAAACAGUCAGUAAGGUGUGACUGGAGUCUUAGCAGCACUGAGUAUUACAGCAUGCCCACCUGUCUGGUAAGCAAAGUAUUGGAGGUGAGGAUAAAAAGAUCUGGGGCCUAGCACAAUACCCUCAGACUUAAGGCUCCCUAAACCACCCCUUAACAAUGUCCUUGUAAAUAAAUAUGCCCCAAUAAUAUAUCUCACUCUGUUGCACUAUGACACCCUCUUGCAAAUUAACCCUUGGUAUAAGAACAGAAGAUCAAACCUAUCCAUUCUGAAGGAAAUCAGCCCUGAGUGCUCACUGGAAGGACAGAUUGUGAAGCUGAGGAUCCAAUACUUUGGCCACCUCAUGAGAAAAGAAGACUCCCUGGAAAAGACCCUGGUGUUGGGAAAUAUUGAGGGCACAAGGAGAAGGGGACGACAGAGGACGAGAUGGUUGGACAGUGUUCUCGAAGCUACGAACAUGAGUUUGACCAAACUGCGGGAGGCAGUGGAAGACAGGAGUGCCUGGCGUGCUAUGGUCCAUGGGGUCAUGAAGAGUCGGACACAACUAAACAACUAAACAACAACAACAUAAGAACAGAGUUGUGACAAUGCAAAAAGAGAGAGAGAGAGAGUUCCUAUUUUAUAGCAUAAAAUGACAGAAUUUAUGGAAACUUCUUUGAUGGAUUGGGAGAACAAGUUUCUAGACAUUAUUAAGUUCAGGAUAGCAUGUGGGUAUGUGAGCAAUGCCUUCAGAUUAUUCAAAAGCCACAAGCAUAGUAGUUAGGAGUGUUAACUGCAUAGUUAAUGGGAGAACCCAGAAAAAAGAGCAUCUAUGCAACUGGUUCAUUCAGUUUGGGGGAGGGAAUGACUUGGUUUCUCUCCUUUUUCUUAAUUUCCCUUUGAAACUAUGGUUUUUAAGGUCUUUCAGGUUUGCUUCAUGUACGAGAGGAAACAAACUAAUGUAACUUCUGUUGACAUAAAUUCCCCACAUUGUUUUCUGUUUCUGGAAUACAUGUUAGAUGUUAUCGUGUAUUAAAUAUUUAAAUAGACAAUUUUUUUAAAAUGAGUUCUGUUACGGUAGUGUUUUUAUUCAGUUUCCUUUAUUUCUCAAAAUAAAAGUCUGAGGUCGCCCCCAGAGAUGAUAUUGAAGCAGCUGUUUGAUUCUUACGUAACAAAAAACCCGCCAUCAGCAUAGAUAAAUCUUUGUUAUUAGCAAACCAAUUUGAUAGACAGGUACUGCAGGAGGAUUGGAAUGAAGAAUUAGAGAUCUCAAUUUCGAUCACACAAUGGGAAACUGUUUUAACUGCUAUAACAAGGGUGUCUCUGGACCUUAAACUGAGGCUCAUACAACAAAAAAAUUAUAUGUAGAAUAUACUGGAUCCCAUUAUGUUUGUUUAAAAAGGGCUGUCUAAGAUAUCUAACUGUUGGAGAUGCAAUAGGGAUAAUGCUUCUCUAAAACAUGUGUUUUUUCAUUGUCCUAUAUUGACAACAAUCCUUCUUUGAAGUCCCUGAAUUAAUUGUAAGAGCGAUUAUGAAUAAUCCAUCACUUUCAUAAGUCAGGACACUUGUGGACCUUCCUGUCUAAUCCUCUGCACUUUCUCACACACUCACUUCAAGGCCUCCUGGCAACUCUGACGCAGUGAGCGUCAUGGAAGAAAAUGUGUUUGGAACAACUGAACUGCUUCACUAAGAUGGUACAGUGGAAACGAAAAUCAGUAAGGCAGGGCACCUUGCUGAGGUUAGGUCAAUCUGUGAGGGCCGGGAGCCUUUCCCCAGAAUUUCAGGACAUCCUUGACUGUCAGAAUAACCACAUAAGACAUUGCAUUUUGAACCUGAAAUGUCUGAAACUCAAACAGCAUUUUUGUGGGCAUACUAUGCAGCUGUAGGUUGGCUUCUUCUGGUUUCUAUGGAACUCUGAACCUUAAUGCUACCUAACUCUGGG
Molecule: messenger RNA, 3068 nt
Organism: Zootoca vivipara (common lizard)
Lineage: Eukaryota; Metazoa; Chordata; Lepidosauria; Squamata; Lacertidae
Gene: TNFSF15
Product: TNF superfamily member 15
Biological process (GO): immune response
Cellular component (GO): membrane
Molecular function (GO): tumor necrosis factor receptor binding
Source: RefSeq, a predicted model, not a curated record